Molecule: messenger RNA, 879 nt
Organism: Acanthosepion pharaonis
Lineage: Eukaryota; Metazoa; Mollusca; Cephalopoda; Sepiida; Sepiidae
Source: the annotation of a GenBank genome assembly
AUGAAUAACAUUUUGAAGACUGUGUCUCUCUCUCUCGUCAAUCAUUGCCUCCUUAAUCACUCUUGUCAAUCUUUGCCUCUCCCCUCCCCCUCUCGUCAAUUAUUCAGUCACCCCUUUUGUCAGUUAUUCAGUCCUUCCCUCUCUCUCUCGUCAGUUAUUCAGUCCUUCCCUCUCUCUCUCUCGUCAGUUAUUCAGUCCUUCCCUCUCUCUCGUCAGUUAUUCAGUCCUUCCCUCUCUCUCGUCAGUUAUUCAGUCCUUCCCUCUCUCUCGUCAGUUAUUCAGUCCGUCCCUCUCUCUCGUCAGUUAUUCAGUCCUCUCCCCAGUUAUUCAGUCUCCCUCUCUCUCGUCAGUUAUUCAGUCUCCCCCGCUCUCUCGUCAGUUAUUCAGUCCCCCCUCUCUCGUCAGUUAUUCAGCUCUCUCGUCAGUUAUUCAGUCUCCCCGCUCUCUCGUCAGUUAUUCAGUCUCCCCCGCUCUCUCGUCAGUUAUUCAGUCUCCCCCUCUCUCGUCAGUUAUUCAGUCUCCCCCGCUCUCUCGUCAGUUAUUCAGUCUCCCCCGCUCUCUCGUCAGUUAUUCAGUCUCCCCCUCUCUCGUCAGUUAUUCAGUCUCCCCCGCUCUCUCAUCAGUUAUUCAGUCUCCCCGCUCUCUCUCGUCGAUUCAGCUCUCCCCGCUCUCUCGUCGAUCUUUUACUCCCCCUCGCUCUCUCGUCGAUCUUUUACUCCCCUCGCUCUCUCGUCGAUCUUUUACUCCCCCCUCUCUCGUGAUCUUUUUACUCCCCCCCGCUCUCUGUCCGAUCUUUUUACUCCCCCGCUCUCUGUAAUGGAAAUCUAUAAAAAUUCUGUUUUUAUAUUUGGAUGGACAUAUUAUAUAUUUGCAGGUUAA